AUGACGAACGUCAUUAUUCCACGUCAGAUCAGCUUGCAUUCUAAUGGAGGUCUCACUAGAGUAAGCAACAACAACGUCAUCAUCAUUAUUGACAACAACAACAACAACAACAACAACAACAACAACAACAACACCAACAACAACAACAACAACGACCAACAACAGCAAUUUAUAUUCGCGCCAUUGCAAUCAUUUCAAAUUUUAUAUUUCCUUGAACCCAAUUUAACGCCAGCCAACAACAACAACAACAACAACAUCAACAACAACAUCAACAGCAACAGAACAAAAACGGAAAUUGCUAAUCUUUACGGAUCGUUUCAGCCGGAAGUGGAUGAUGCUUGCUGUUGUGAAACGGAAGUAAAUAAUGAUAAGGAUCGUGACGACGAUAAGUAUAGUGAUGAUAGAAAAAAUUGCGGGUCAAAGAGUUCAACAAAACAAACAUUUUUAUCACCCUCGCCAUCGUCAUCGUCGCCAUCAUUUUCUAAAAAUAGCCUGCGACAUGUCUGGCAUAAGUGGUUCGACAUUUACUUUCGGAAGUUUCCUCACGGGUGGACACUGGUGCCCUUACCCCUUCAAAUCAUCACUGACCCAUCCUUCGUGGUUCUCAAGGAUAGCGCCAAAGUCAGAUUCCUGUGUCAGUGCUGCGCAAAUGCUUGGACCUCGAUGAAGGGUUGCGUCGUAUUCUGGGCCAGAUUGGAUCUAGCGAGUGGGAAAGGAAUUAUUUUCUUUCGCUUCUUCGGCCAGCAGUGUAAGAAGUGUGGGGUAGAGCAGUUCCAGAGGGCCCUGUGGUACCCGGAAGAAGUUGAAAAGGUAGUAAAAAAUCUUUCCCAGAAAACGGCCACAAUAUUUUACGGACAACCCAGGGCUCAGAUGGACGGCUGUCGGAGGCAGGGCAAGCCCCGAACGCCCCAUAACACCAAGUUAUGUCAGGCUUGCUUCAACAACGUCUGCACACUAAAACCUUGA
Molecule: messenger RNA, 966 nt
Organism: Helobdella robusta
Lineage: Eukaryota; Metazoa; Annelida; Clitellata; Rhynchobdellida; Glossiphoniidae
Exons: 6
Coding region: 1-966 (321 amino acids)
Biological process (GO): protein targeting to membrane; protein insertion into membrane
Molecular function (GO): olfactory receptor binding
Source: RefSeq, a predicted model, not a curated record